Molecule: messenger RNA, 2017 nt
Organism: Arabidopsis arenosa
Lineage: Eukaryota; Viridiplantae; Streptophyta; Magnoliopsida; Brassicales; Brassicaceae
Source: the annotation of a GenBank genome assembly
UAAAACAACAAGCAAAUACCGACUAGAAAAGUAAACCAAACAAGACAAUGAAGCUUCAAAUUCUAUGUCUCGCUUUGGUUUUAAUCACCGUUGAAGCUAAUGCAGUCAAGCAAGGGAUAAACGCAACGAUCCCGGCGCUGAUAGUUUUUGGAGAUUCAAUAAUGGAUACAGGAAAUAACAAUAAUCUUCCUACUCUUCUUAAAUGUAACUUCCCUCCAUACGGUAAAGAUUAUCCUGGAGGCUUCGCCACUGGAAGAUUUUCGGAUGGAAGAGUUCCUUCUGAUCUUAUUGCCGAAAAGUUGGGAUUGGCUAAGACAUUACCAGCAUAUAUGAAUCCAUAUUUGAAGCCUGAGGAUCUUCUUAAAGGUGUAACAUUUGCAUCUGGAGGAACUGGUUAUGAUCCAUUGACAGCUAAAAUUAUGUCAGUGAUAUCGGUGUGGGAUCAACUCAUAUAUUUCAAAGAAUAUAUAUCAAAGAUCAAGAGGCAUUUCGGAGAAGAAAAAGCCAAAGAUAUCUUGGAACAUAGUUUCUUUCUUGUGGUGUCUAGUAGCAAUGACCUUGCUCACACUUAUUUAGCUCAAGCUCAUAGAUAUGAUCGUACCUCUUACGCCAAUUUCUUGGCUGACUCUGCUGUCCAUUUCGUGAGAGAAUUACAUAAGCUUGGAGCUCGGAAAAUUGGAGUGUUUAGUGCAGUCCCCGUUGGUUGUGUUCCUCUUCAAAGAACAGUUUUUGGAGGUUUUUUUACAAGAAGAUGUAAUCAACCUCUAAACAACAUGGCAAAACAAUUUAACGCAAGACUUUCUCCAGCACUAGAUUCUUUAGAUAAAGAGUUGGAUGGUGUUAUCCUUUACAUUAAUGUUUAUGAUACUCUUUUCGACAUGAUCCAAUACCCUAAAAAAUACGGUUUUGAGGUAGCUGAUAAAGGAUGUUGCGGUAAAGGACUGCUCACGAUAUCCUAUUUAUAAAGAGGAGGAGAACGCGGCGCAGAGCGUGGCGGUGACCGUGGUAACUUCGGACGUGGAUUCGGCGGUGGCCGCGGUGGCCGUGAUCGUGGUCCAAGAGGUCGUGGACGACGUGGAGGCCGUGCCUCGGAAGAAGCGAAAUGGGUUCCAGUGACGAAACUAGGUCGUCUAGUGCUAGACAAUAAAAUAACGAGGCUAGAGGAGAUCUAUCUCCAUUCUCUGCCAGUGAAGGAGUACCAAAUCAUAGAUCUUCUUGUUGGUCCUUCGUUGAAAGACGAGGUUAUGAAAAUCAUGCCUGUUCAGAAACAAACCAGAGCUGGUCAAAGAACUAGAUUCAAGGCCUUUGUUGUUGUUGGUGAUGGUAAUGGUCAUGUUGGUUUGGGUGUCAAGUGUUCUAAGGAAGUUGCUACUGCCAUUAGAGGAGCUAUUAUUCUUGCUAAGCUUUCUGUUGUUCCGGUUAGGAGAGGUUACUGGGGGAAUAAGAUUGGGAAGCCACACACUGUGCCUUGUAAGGUUACUGGGAAGUGUGGUUCUGUUACUGUGAGGAUGGUUCCUGCUCCUAGAGGUGCUGGUAUUGUUGCUGCUAGGGUUCCUAAGAAGGUUCUUCAGUUUGCUGGUAUUGAUGAUGUCUUUACUUCUUCCAGAGGAUCUACUAAAACACUUGGAAACUUUGUCAAGGCUACAUUCGAUUGCCUACAGAAGACAUAUGGGUUCCUUACACCAGAGUUCUGGAAAGAGACGAGAUUCUCCAAAUCGCCGUACCAAGAGUACACUGAUUUCCUGGCGACUAAGGCUGUUCCGGCCGCUAAAGUUAUCACCGAGGGUGAAGACCAAGCGUAAAACCUUCAUGAGAUGAGUUUGAUUUUAUAGGUUUUUGGUUGUCGCAAAUAUCUUUCUCUUUUCUUUUCUAUGGAGACAGUCUUGUUUCUUGGUUGUCUUGUCAGUUUUUGACAUUGGGGUUUUAAUUUAAAAGGAAUCAUAUUUAGUUUUGUUUGGAUUAUGUUAGAUGUUUGCUUCCAUGGAAUGACCUUUUGCAAUAAUGCAUGUCUAUUUCU